GUGUCUGGAUGACUUUGAAAAGCCGCUUUUUGGUCAAGCCGACUGGCAAUGUCCGAUAUGCAACGAUUUGGAAAUGUCAAAACAUGAUUUUGAGGGAAAACAAUCGAUUUUGGAUUUGCUGAAAUACACAAUGGACGAUAUUUUGAUGAAUCCUACUUUCCAAAACUUGCAGUCCGAGUUGGAAAUAAUGACCAACAUAAGCAAUCCCAUUGACUUGCUCGAAAUGAAAAAGAAAGCCGAAGAUCAACUCUACGAUAGUUUUGUGGAAUUCAUCGUUGACGCCGAACGUAUUUGGCACAACAUCAAGAUACUUGGCCGAAUCUCAUUGGCAUCACUAUGUGACAUUGCGAAAAAUUUGGUGGCAUAUUGCCGAGCUCAAGUCGAGAAUAUCGAAAAAGGUUGUGCUGAAUGUUAUGAAAACCAGCACAAACAUACGAAAAUGUGGCAGCUAAUGGUAUGCAGCAAGCCACAUAUCGUGCUAUGGACACGUGGCUUGAAUUGCCGCAAGUACUGGCCAGUCAAACUGAUCAGCCUCGUAAAUGGUGAUCAAUUCAAAGUCAUUCGCUUUGACGGUGACAAUUCGGAUUUCGUCAACAUUUCGGCAGAGAAUUGCUAUUUGUACUCGAGAGAGGCUCCGGCAUAUGACAAAUUCAACGUGGAAAGCGUAUUGAAGGAAGUGAAGGCAUACACAACAAACGCCGGUAAAAAGUUUGGUGCUUUCCGAUUGGCCAAGAAAGGAACUCGAUUCUAUGGAAAUCGACUGACAAAACACAUGAAAUCAAUGUAUCCGAAAUACAUUGACACAUCUUCGGAUGACCAAGAUCCACCAAGCCCACAAUGCCAAGAUGAAAACACUGGCAGUAGCGAAAUGGAUAGCGACGAAACGUACUCUACGAGUAGCUUCAGCGAUGAGAGUAACAGUAAUGAUGACUAUGAUAGUGCUAGUGGCGAUGAAAGCUACAGCCCUGACAGCAGUGAAAAUGAUAAUGCCAUCGGAGUCGAGAGCAAAAAUACAGUUCGGAAACCACGAAAGUCGGCCCCAAAAAGAAAAAGCACAGCACAGAAAAAAGUCCUUACAAACGCGAAUGGUGACAACGUUAGCGUUGAAACCGACAUUGAUCUCGAAAUUCCACUCAAGAAACAGCGCGUCUCAUCGAAAAAUAGCGAUGAUGUUGUGGAAAGAUACAUUGAACACGAUCACCAAUAUGGCAUGACCGUUGCAAAUGAUUCAGGUUUCGUCGAGUCCAGUUCACCAUCGAUCGUCGAAUCUCCGCCCCGUGUUGCCGCUUCAUUUGUUCAGGAAUUGGUACACUCUUUCCAUAGUGAAAUGGCACAAAUGUCUCAAACCAUGGAAACCAGUGCCACGCAUUUCGAAAAGAUAGUCGAGGUGAAAUUCGCAGCCUUGCAAAAUGAUUUGAAAACAUCGCAAGAGAAAUACGCUGCAUACGAAAGUAUGAUCCAAGACUUGAACGAUAAAAUACAAGCACUUACAUCGGAAGUGGUGCGAGAAAGGGAAGAAGCAGAGCAAGCAUUGACCAAUGCGGCAAUUGUACACGCCAACGAAAUGGCCAAAUUGAAAGAGUCACACGAGCAAGCGAUGGCGGAAAAGGAAGUCAUUCAAAAUGAACAGCAAAAACCAGACGAAUCCAAUGAUUACGACUGUUUGAAAGACGAGCUGCAAGAAUUAUCGGAACAUGUGAAAAAUAUUACAGCCAAACAUGAGGAUGUGUUGGCCAGAAUGCGAAACGAUCACGCCGUCGAUAUGGAAGAUAUGAAUCACUUACGCGAAGAAACUCAAAAUGAAAAUCAAACGGUUAUUGAGCAAUUGCAGGCAAAAAUUCAAGCCAUGACCGCUGAGAAUAUGAACGCGAAAAAUGCGGUGGCCAAAACAAACGAGGAGAUGAAACGUUUGAAAGAAAAGCACAAGAAAUCGUUGAAAAAAGUACGCGCAAAUCUUGAGGUGGGCCAUCAGAAAAUGAUGAAGGAGCUUAAAGAAAAAAUGGAAGAAGAGCAGCAAGCUUGGUUGGAUGCCAUUCGCGAACAACAUCAAAAGGACCUGGAGGAGGAAACAAAAUGCGCCAUUGAUGACUUCAAGUCGAAAUUUAAAGCUCUUUUCAUUGAAAAUGAGUGAAGGUACUUAUGUCAUUUGGAGACAGAGUGGUUCUUUUUUCAGUUA
This is a messenger RNA of Contarinia nasturtii (swede midge), 2176 nucleotides long. Its product is annotated as centrosomal protein of 131 kDa-like. NCBI's taxonomy places the organism in Eukaryota, Metazoa, Arthropoda, Insecta, Diptera, Cecidomyiidae. The coding region runs from base 74 to 2131 and encodes 685 amino acids. Gene Ontology annotation, molecular function: protein binding. The transcript is spliced from 7 exons. The record is from RefSeq and is a predicted model, not a curated record.